GCUACAGAAACAAAACGGAAAAAUCCACACAGGCCAAUGGUGUUCGGGAAGAGAAUAACCCCAUUGCCUUGAGUUUGUAGGUGCCACUACUACUCUGGGAAAAUGGCAGAUGACGAAGAAUAUGAGGAGGUGGUGGAGUAUCACACAGGGGAGACAGUCUAUGAAGAGGUGUGGGAGGAGACAGUAACAGAAAUCUAUGAAACUACAACAACAAAGACAUCUGACUAUGGGCAAGCAGAAACUUCCAAACCGGCACUGGCACAGCCAGUACCAGCAAAGCCGUUGGAGAGGAAGAGAAUCAUUCGAAAGAAGAUGGACUGUUCAAAGUUCAUGACCCCUUACAUUGCACACAGUCAGAAAAUGCAGGAUCUCUUCAGCACAAAUAAAUACAAGGAGAACUAUGAGAAAGCAAAAGGACAGCCAUACGCCAUCACAACUGAUACCCCAGAACUUCGCAGAAUCAAGAAAGUACAAGAUCAACUCAGUGAGGUUAAGUAUCGAAUAGAUGGCGAUGUUGCUAAAACUAUUUGUCACGUAGACGAAAAAGCGAAGGACAUUGAACAUGCAAAGAAAGUGUCGCAGCAAGUCAGUAAGGUUUUAUACAAGCAGAACUGGGAAGACACCAAGGAUAAGUACCUGCUUCCUCCUGAUGCCCCUGAACUUGUCCAGGCCAUCAAGAACACAGCCAUGUUCAGUAAGAAACUUUACACUGAAGACUGGGAAGCUGACAAAACUUUGUUUUAUCCAUAUAAUGAUAGCCCGGAGCUGAGGAGGGUUGCCCAAGCCCAGAAAGCUCUCAGUGAUAUUGCCUACAAAAAAGGUCACGCUGAACAGCAAACUCAAUUCACAUCUCUGCCGGAUCCUCCAGACAUAGAAUUUGCCAAGAAAGUGACCAAUCAAGUGAGCAAGCAAAAAUACAAGGAAGACUAUGAAAAUAAAAUCAAAGGCAAAUGGAGUGAGACACCUUGCUUUGAAGUUGCAACCGCCAGAAUGAAUACUAAUAACAUCAGCACAAGGAAAUACCAGGAAGACUUUGAGAAUAUGAAAGACCAGAUCUACUUCAUGCAGACUGAAACACCAGAGUACAAAGCGAAUAAACAAGCUGGGGUGGCAACUAGCAAGGUAAAAUACAAAGAAGACUAUGAAAAGAAUAAAGGAAAAGCAGAUUAUAAUGUACUUCCUGCUUCAGAAAACCCACUGCUCAGGCAGCUGAAGGCGGCAGGAGUUGCCCUAAGCGAUAAACUGUACAAGGAAAACUAUGAAAAGACAAAGGCAAAGAGCAUAAAUUUCUGUGAGACCCCCAAAUUUAAGCUUGAUACAGUUCUGCAGAACUUCGUUAGUGAUACUAAAUAUAAAGAUUCCUACUUAAAGAAUAUUUUGGGACAUUAUGUAGGCAGCUUGGAGGAUCCAUAUCAUAUACACUGCAUGAAAGUCUCAGCUCAGAACAGUGAUAAAAACUACAAAGCAGAAUAUGAAGAGGACAGAGGCAAAGGCUUCUUCCCCCAGACCAUAACUCAAGAAUAUGAAGCAAUCAAGAAACUAGAUCAGUGUAAAGAUUACACCUACAAAGUCCAUCCAGAUAAGACAAAAUUCACUCAGGUCACCGACUCUCCUGUUCUGGUGCAAGCCCAAGUCAAUUCCAAACAGCUGAGUGAUCUAAAUUACAAAGCAAAACAUGAAAAUGAAAAGUUCAAGUGCCAUAUACCUCCAGAUACUCCUGCCCUUAUCCAGCACAAAGUCAAUGCCUAUAACCUGAGUGAUAAUGCUUAUAAGUAUGACUGGGAGAAGACCAAAGCUAAGAAGUUUGACAUUAAGGUGGAUGCCAUUCCCCUGCUGGCAGCCACGGCCAAUACCAGGAUCACUAGCGAUGUGAUGUACAAGAAAGACUAUCAGAAAAACAAAGGAAAGAUGAUUGGAGCCCUCAGCAUUAACGAUGAUCCCAAGAUGCUGCACUGUUUGAAGACGGCCAAAAACCAGAGUGAUCGUGAAUAUCGUAAAGACUAUGAAAAGUCAAAAACUAUCUACACGACACCUCUUGAUAUGCUCCAAGUGACUCAAGCUAAGAAAUCUCAGGCAAUUGCCAGUGAUGUGGACUAUAGGCACCUCUUACACAGUUACAGCUACCCGCCGGACAGCAUUAACGUGGACCUUGCCAAGAAGGCUUAUGCACUGCAGAGUGAUGUCACAUACAAAGCUGACUACAACAGCUGGAUGAAAGGUUGCGGCUGGGUACCUUUUGGGUGCUUAGAAAUGGAAAAGGCAAAGCAAGCUUCAGACAUUCUUAAUGAGAAAAAAUAUCGCCAACAUCCAGAUACUCUCAAGUUUACUUCGAUUGAAGAUGCUCCAAUUAUAGUACAGUCUAAGAUUAACCAGGCCCAGAGGAGUGAUAUUGCCUACAAAGUCAAAGGGGAGGAAUUUAUUCACAAGUACAGUCUGCCGGCGGAUGUGCCCCAGUUCAUUCAGGCUAAAGUCAACGCCUACAAUAUCAGUGAGAAUAUGUACAAAGCAGACUUGAAAGAUCUGAGCAAGAAGGGAUACGACCUGAGAAACGAUGCGAUCCCCAUCAAAGCUGCCAAAGCUGCCAGGCAGGCGGCGAGUGACGUUCACUACAAAAAAGAUUAUGAAAAAGCCAAAGGGAAAAUGGUUGGCUUCCGAAGUCUCCAAGAUGAUCCUAAACUGGUUCAUUAUGUGAAUGUGGCCAAGAUACAAUCGGACCGGGAGUAUAAAAAAGACUAUGAGAAGACAAAGACCAAAUACAACACACCCCAUGAUAUGUUCAACGUUGUGGCAGCUAAGAAAGCUCAGGAUGUUGCCAGCAAUGCCAACUAUAAGCAUUUGCUUCAUCACUACACCUACCUGCCUGAUGCCAUGGACCUGGAAUUGUCGAAAAACAUGAUGCACAUACAGAGCGAUAAUGUCUAUAAGGAAGACUACAACACCUGGAUGAAAGGCAUAGGCUGGAUACCUAUUGGCAGUCUGGAGGUAGAAAAAGUUAAAAAGGCAGGUGAUGCCCUGAAUGAAAAGAAGUACAGGCAACAUCCAGACACCCUCAAAUUUACCAGCAUCGUGGACUCCCCAGUUAUGGUCCAGGCAAAACAGAACACACAGCAAGUCAGUGAUAUCUUAUACAAAGCUAAAGGAGAAGAUGUGAAACAUAAAUAUACGAUGGGUCCUGAUGUUCCUCAAUUUCUCCAGGCCAAGUGCAAUGCUUACAAUAUAAGUGAUGUCUGUUAUAAACAGGACUGGCAUGAUUUAAUAGCCAAGGGCAACAAUGUGCUGGGUGACGCUAUACCCAUCACUGCAGCCAAAGCAUCAAGAAACAUUGCCAGUGACUAUAAAUACAAGGAAGCUUACGAGAAGGCAAAGGGAAAGCAUGUGGGUUUUAGAAGCCUCCAGGAUGAUCCUAAGCUCGUCCACUAUAUGAAUGUGGCAAAGUUACAGUCUGAUCGUGAAUACAAGAAGAACUAUGAAAACACCAAAACCAGCUACCAUACCCCUGGGGACAUGGUUAGCAUUACAGCUGCAAAGAUGGCCCAGGAUGUUGCCACCAACAUCAACUACAAGCAGCCGAUACAUCACUACACAUACCUACCUGAUGCCCUGAGUCUUGAGCAUACCAGGAAUGUGAAUCAAAUUCAGAGUGAUAAUGUAUAUAAAGAUGAGUACAACAACUUCUUCAAGGGCGUUGGAUGGAUCCCUUUUGGUUCUCUGGAGGUUGAGAAGGCCAAGAAAGCAGGCGAUGCAUUAAAUGAGAGAAAGUACCGACAGCACCCAGAUACCAUCAAGUUCACAAGUGUGCCUGAUUCCAUGGGCAUGGUUUUGGCUCAGCACAACACAAAGCAGCUAAGUGAUUUUAACUACAAGGUGGAGGGAGAGAAACGGAAGCACAAGUACACUAUGGACCCUGAUGUACCGCAGUUUAUUCAAGCCAAGGUCAAUGCCUUCAACAUCAGUGAUGCUAAUUAUAAAGCAGAUUGGAAGAAAACCCUUGCUAAGGGCUAUGAUUUGAGACCAGAUGCCAUUCCAAUUGUUGCUGCAAAAAGUUCAAGGAAUAUUGCUAGCAAUUUCAAAUAUAAGGAGGCCUAUGAGAAAGCCAAAGGCAAACAAAUUGGAUUUCUCAGUCUUCAGGAUGAUCCUAAACUGGUUCACUACAUGAAUGUAGCCAAAAUACAGUCAGAUCGUGAGUACAAAAAGGGCUAUGAAGCCAGCAAGACCAAGUAUCACACCCCCUUGGAUAUGUUCAGUGUGACAGCAGCCAAGAAAUCUCAGGAGGUCGCCACCAACACCAACUACAGACAACCCUUCCACCACUACACCCUGCUGCCUGAUGCCUUGAACAUGGAGCAUUCCAGGAACGCGAUGCAGAUUCAAAGUGAUAACCUGUACAAAUCCGACUUCACCAACUGGAUGAAAGGGAUCGGCUGGGUGCCCAUAGAGUCACUGGAGGUGGAGAAGGCAAAGAAAGCAGGAGAGAUUCUUAGCGAGAAGAAGUACCGCCAGCACCCUGAGAAGCUAAAGUUCACGUACGCCAUGGACACAUUGGAACAAGCACUAAACAGAAGUAACAAACAGAUUAUGAACAAGAGACUCUACAGUGAAAAAUGGAACAAAGACAAGACCACCAUUCAUGUCAUGCCUGAUACUCCAGACAUUUUACUCUCCAGAGUCAACCAAAUCACCAUGAGUGAUAAACUGUACAAAGCUGGCUGGGAAGAAGAAAAGAAGAAAGGAUAUGACCUGAGGCCUGAUGCCAUCCCAAUAAAGGCUGCAAGAGCCUCCAGAGACAUUGCCAGUGAUUACAAGUACAGGCAAGCCUAUGAACAAGCCAAAGGGAAACACAUUGGCUUCCGGAGCCUAGAGGACGACCCCAAGUUGGUGCACUUCAUGCAAGUGGCCAAGAUGCAGUCAGACCGGGAGUACAAGAAGGCGUACGAGAAAUCCAAGACAUCCUUCCACACCCCGGUGGACAUGCUCAGCAUGGUGGCAGCCAAGAAGUCUCAGGAAGUGGCCACCAACACCAACUACAGGAACGUGAUCCAUACCUACAACAUGCUUCCUGAUGCCAUGAGCUUUGAAUUGGCCAAAAACAUGAUGCAGAUUCAAAGUGAUAAUCAGUACAAAGCUGACUAUGCUGACUACAUGAAGGGCAUUGGAUGGCUCCCUCUGGGCUCCCUGGAGGCUGAGAAAAACAAGAAAGCCAUGGAGAUUAUCAGUGAAAAGAAGUACCGCCAACACCCAGACACUUUGAAGUAUUCCACCUUGAUGGACUCAGUGAACAUGGUUUUGGCCAAGAAUAACGCAAAAAUUAUGAACGAACACCUCUACAAACAAGCAUGGGAGGCUGACAAGACCAAAGUCCACAUCAUGUCUGAUAUCCCCCAGAUUAUUCUGGCAAAGGCAAAUACAAUUAAUAUGAGUGAUAAACUCUACAAACUUUCUUUGGAAGAGUCUAAAAAGAAAGGCUAUGAUCUCAGAACUGAUGCCAUUCCUAUCAAAGCUGCCAAAGCCUCAAGAGAUAUUGCAAGCGAUUAUAAAUACAAACACAAUUAUGAAAAGGAGAGGGGGAAGAUGGUUGGUUUCCGCAGUCUUGAGGAUGAUCCCAAAUUAGUCCAUUCCAUGCAAGUGGCCAAGAUGCAAUCUGAUCGGGAGUACAAGAAAAGCUAUGAGAAAACCAAGACCAGCUACCACACCCCUGCCGACAUGCUCAGUGUCACGGCCGCCAAGGAUGCCCAAGCCAACAUCACCAACACCAACUACAAGCACCUGAUUCACAGUUACUUCCUCCCUCCAGACUCCAUGAACAUCCAGCUGUCCAAGAAUAUGAAUCACAUACAGAGUGAUAAUGUAUAUAAGCAGGACUACAAUGAAUGGUUCAAAGGGCUUGGCUGGAGUCCAGCUGGUUCUCUAGAAGUGGAGAAGGCCAAGAAAGCAACUGAAAAUGCCAGUGAUCAGAAAUACCGCCAGCACCCUAGCAACUUCCAGUUUAAGAAGCUGAAUGACUCCAUGGACAUGGUUCUUGCCAAGCAGAAUACGCAUACCAUGAACAAGUACCUAUACACCGUUGAUUGGAACAAAGAUAAAACCAAGAUUCAUGUGAUGCCAGAUACACCAGAUAUUUUACAAGCCAAGCAAAAUCAAACACAGUACAGUCAGAAACUCUAUAAACUUGGAUGGGAAGAAGCUUUGAAGAAAGGCUAUGAUCUCCCAGUUGAUGCAAUUUCUGUACAAUUGGCCAAAGCUUCAAGAGACAUUGCUAGUGAUUUUAAAUAUAAACAAGGCUACCGCAAGCAAGUCGGCCACCAUAUUGGAUUCCGGAGUCUGCAAGAUGAUCCAAAGCUUGUGUUGUCCAUGAACGUAGCCAAAAUGCAGAGUGAAAGGGAAUACAAGAAGGACUUUGAGAAGUGGAAGACCAAGUUCAGCAGCCCAGUGGACAUGUUGGGAGUGGUGCUGGCCAAGAAGUGCCAGACUUUGGUCAGUGACAUAGACUACAAGAAUUACCUGCACCAGUGGACCUGCCUGCCCGACCAGAGUGACGUUGUUCAAGCUAAAAAGGUUUAUGAACUACAGAGUGAGAAUUUGUAUAAGUCUGACCUUGAGUGGCUGAGAGGCAUAGGAUGGAGUCCCCUGGGUUCUUUGGAGGCAGAAAAGAACAAACGGGUUUCAAACAUCAUCAGUGAGAAGAAAUAUCGCCAGCCUCCAGACAGAAACAAGUUCACCAGCAUUCCUGAUGCCAUGGACAUAGUUCUGGCAAAGACAAAUGCCAGAAAUAGGAGUGAUAGACUUUAUAGAGAAGCUUGGGACAAGGACAAGACUCAAAUCCACAUCAUGCCUGAUACACCUGACAUUAUUCUGGCUAAAGCAAACUUAAUCAAUACAAGUGAUAAACUCUACCGAAUGGGUUAUGAGGAGCUGAAGAAAAAAGGUUACGAUCUUCCCGUUGAUGCCAUAUCACUCAAAGCAGCAAAAGCAUCCCGAGAAAUUGCCAGCGAAUACAAGUACAAGGAAGGUUUUCGCAAGCAGCUUGGCCAUCACAUUGGUGCCCGAGCGAUACAUGACGACCCCAAGAUGAUGUGGUCCAUGCAUGUGGCCAAGAUCCAGAGUGACAGGGAGUACAAGAAGGACUUUGAGAAGUGGAAGACCAAGUUCAGCAGCCCAGUGGACAUGCUGGAGGUGGUGCAGGCCAAGAAGUGCCAGACCUUGGUCAGUGACAUGGACUACAAGAACUACCUGCACCAGUGGACGUGCCUGCCCGACCAGAGUGACGUCAUGCACGCUCGGCAGGCCUAUGACCUCCAGAGCGACAAUAUGUACAAGUCAGAUCUCCAGUGGCUGAGAGGCACCGGCUGGGUUCCCAUUGGCUCUUUGGAUGUGGAAAAAUGCAAAAGGGCAACUGAAAUUUUGAGUGAUAAAAUCUAUCGCCAGCCUCCAGACAAAUUCAGGUUUACCAGUGUGACUGAUUCUCCAGAACAAGUGUUGGCCAAGAACAACGCCAUCACUAUGAACAAGCGUUUAUAUACGGAAGCCUGGGACAAAGACAAGACCCAGAUCCACAUCACAGCAGACACACCAGAAAUUACGCAGGCGAGAAUGAACAAAAUCAACUACAGUGAGAGUCGGUAUAAACUCGCCAAUGAAGAAGCAAAGAAGAAAGGCUACGACUUGCGAAGUGAUGCCAUCCCGAUCGUGGCAGCCAAGGCCUCCAGGGACAUCAUCAGUGAUUACAAAUACAAAGAUGGUUACCGCAAGCAGCUUGGCCAUCACAUUGGAGCGCGGGACGUGAAGGAUGACCCUAAGAUGAUGUGGUCCAUGCAUGUGGCCAAGAUCCAGAGUGACAGGGAGUACAAGAAGGACUUUGAGAAGUGGAAGACCAAGUUCAGCAGCCCAGUGGACAUGCUGGAGGUGGUGCAGGCCAAGAAGUGCCAGACCUUGGUCAGUGACAUGGACUACAAGAACUACCUGCACCAGUGGACGUGUCUCCCCGACCAGAGUGACGUCAUGCACGCUCGGCAGGCCUACGACCUCCAGAGCGACAAUUUGUACAAGGCCGACCUUCAGUGGCUCAGAGGCAUUGGCUGGUUACCUAGUGGCUCUCUUGAGGAUGAGAGGAACAAGAGAGCUACCCAGAUUUUGAGUGACCACGUUUACCGUCAGCACCCAGAUAAAUUCACGUUUUCCAGCCUUAUGGACUCCAUCCCAAUGGUUUUGGCAAAAAACAACGCUCUUACCAUGAACCACCAUCUCUAUACAGAAGCUUGGGAUAAAGAUAAAACCACUGUCCACAUUAUGCCAGACACCCCUGAAGUUUUACUCGCUAAGCAAAACAAAAUAAAUUACAGUGAGAAACUCUAUAAACUUGGCCUAGAAGAAGCCAAGAAGAAAGGCUAUGAUAUGCGGAUAGAUGCCAUUCCCAUCAGGGUGGCCAAGGCCUCCAGAGACAUUGCAAGUGAAUUCAAAUACAAAGAAGAUUAUCGUAAGCAGCUUGGCCAUCACAUUGGUGCCCGAGCGAUACAUGACGACCCCAAGAUGAUGUGGUCCAUGCAUGUGGCCAAGAUCCAGAGUGACAGGGAGUACAAGAAGGACUUUGAGAAGUGGAAGACCAGGUUCAGCAGCCCAGUGGACAUGCUGGGGGUGGUGCUGGCCAAGAAGUGCCAGACUUUGGUCAGUGACAUAGACUACAAGAACUACCUGCACCAGUGGACGUGCCUGCCCGACCAGAGUGACGUCAUGCAUGCUCGGCAGGCCUACGACCUCCAGAGCGACAAUAUGUACAAGUCAGAUCUCCAGUGGCUGAGAGGCACCGGCUGGGUUCCCAUUGGCUCUUUGGAUGUGGAAAAAUGCAAAAGGGCAACUGAAAUUUUGAGUGAUAAAAUCUAUCGCCAGCCUCCAGACAAAUUCAGGUUUACCAGUGUGACUGAUUCUCCGGAACAAGUGUUGGCCAAGAACAACGCCAUCACUAUGAACAAGCGUUUAUAUACGGAAGCCUGGGACAAAGACAAGACCCAGAUCCACAUCACAGCAGACACACCAGAAAUUACGCAGGCGAGAAUGAACAAAAUCAACUACAGUGAGAGUCGGUAUAAACUCGCCAACGAAGAAGCAAAGAAGAAAGGCUACGACUUGCGAAGUGAUGCCAUCCCGAUCGUGGCAGCCAAGGCCUCCAGGGACAUUAUCAGUGAUUACAAAUACAAAGAUGGUUACCGCAAGCAGCUUGGCCAUCACAUUGGAGCGCGGGACGUGAAGGAUGACCCUAAGAUGAUGUGGUCCAUGCAUGUGGCCAAGAUCCAGAGUGACAGGGAGUACAAGAAGGACUUUGAGAAGUGGAAGACCAAGUUCAGCAGCCCAGUGGACAUGCUGGAGGUGGUGCAGGCCAAGAAGUGCCAGACCUUGGUCAGUGACAUGGACUACAAGAACUACCUGCACCAGUGGACGUGUCUCCCUGACCAGAGUGACGUCAUGCACGCUCGGCAGGCCUACGACCUCCAGAGCGACAAUUUGUACAAGGCCGACCUUCAGUGGCUCAGAGGCAUUGGCUGGUUACCUAGUGGCUCUCUUGAGGAUGAGAGGAACAAGAGAGCUACCCAGAUUUUGAGUGACCACGUUUACCGUCAGCACCCAGAUAAAUUCACGUUUUCUAGCCUUAUGGACUCCAUCCCAAUGGUUUUGGCAAAAAACAACGCUCUUACCAUGAACCACCAUCUCUAUACAGAAGCUUGGGAUAAAGAUAAAACCACUGUCCACAUUAUGCCAGACACCCCUGAAGUUUUACUCGCUAAGCAAAACAAAAUAAAUUACAGUGAGAAACUCUAUAAACUUGGCCUAGAAGAAGCCAAGAAGAAAGGCUAUGAUAUGCGGAUAGAUGCCAUUCCCAUCAGGGUGGCCAAGGCCUCCAGAGACAUUGCAAGUGAAUUCAAAUACAAAGAAGAUUAUCGUAAGCAGCUUGGCCAUCACAUUGGUGCCCGAGCGAUACAUGACGACCCCAAGAUGAUGUGGUCCAUGCAUGUGGCCAAGAUCCAGAGUGACAGGGAGUACAAGAAGGACUUUGAGAAGUGGAAGACCAGGUUCAGCAGCCCAGUGGACAUGCUGGGGGUGGUGCUGGCCAAGAAGUGCCAGACUUUGGUCAGUGACAUAGACUACAAGAACUACCUGCACCAGUGGACGUGCCUGCCCGACCAGAGUGACGUCAUGCAUGCUCGGCAGGCCUACGACCUCCAGAGCGACAAUAUGUACAAGUCAGAUCUCCAGUGGCUGAGAGGCACCGGCUGGGUUCCCAUUGGCUCUUUGGAUGUGGAAAAAUGCAAAAGGGCAACUGAAAUUUUGAGUGAUAAAAUCUAUCGCCAGCCUCCAGACAAAUUCAGGUUUACCAGUGUGACUGAUUCUCCGGAACAAGUGUUGGCCAAGAACAACGCCAUCACUAUGAACAAGCGUUUAUAUACGGAAGCCUGGGACAAAGACAAGACCCAGAUCCACAUCACAGCAGACACACCAGAAAUUACGCAGGCGAGAAUGAACAAAAUCAACUACAGUGAGAGUCAGUAUAAACUCGCCAACGAAGAAGCAAAGAAGAAAGGCUACGACUUGCGAAGUGAUGCCAUCCCGAUCGUGGCAGCCAAGGCCUCCAGGGACAUCAUCAGUGAUUACAAAUACAAAGAUGGUUACCGCAAGCAGCUUGGCCAUCACGUUGGAGCGCGGGACGUGAAGGAUGACCCUAAAAUGAUGUGGUGCAUGCAUGUGGCCAAGAUCCAGAGUGACAGGGAGUACAAGAAGGACUUUGAGAAGUGGAAGACCAAGUUCAGCAGCCCAGUGGACAUGCUGGAGGUGGUGCAGGCCAAGAAGUGCCAGACCUUGGUCAGUGACAUGGACUACAAGAACUACCUGCACCAGUGGACGUGUCUCCCCGACCAGAGUGACGUCAUGCACGCUCGGCAGGCCUACGACCUCCAGAGCGACAAUGUUUACAAGUCUGAUCUCCAGUGGCUGAGAGGCAUUGGCUGGGUCCCCAUUGGGUCUGUGGAUGUGGUCAGGUGCCAGAGAGCUGCAGAGAUACUGAGUGACAACAUCUACCGCCAGUGUCCAGACAAGCUGAAGUUUACCAGUGUGGCUGAUUCUCUGGAACAGGUGCUGGCCAAGAACAAUGCCAUCAACAUGAACAAGCACUUAUACACAGAGGCCUGGGACAAAGACAAGACUCAAAUUCAUAUAAUGCCUGAUACCCCGGAGAUCAUGUUGGCGAGGCAGAACAAGCUCAACUACAGUGAGACUCUGUAUAAACUCGCCAAUGAAGAAGCAAAGAAGAAAGGCUAUGACUUGCGAAGCGAUGCCAUCCCGAUCGUGGCAGCCAAGGCCUCCAGGGACAUCAUCAGUGAUUACAAAUACAAAGAUGCUUACCGCAAGCAGCUUGGCCAUCACAUUGGAGCACGGGACGUGAAGGAUGACCCUAAGAUGAUGUGGUCCAUGCAUGCGACCAAGAUCCAGAGUGACAGGGAGUACAAGAAGGACUUUGAGAAGUGGAAGACCAGGUUCAGCAGCCCAGUGGACAUGCUGGGGGUGGUGCAGGCCAAGAAGUGCCAGACCUUGGUCAGUGACAUGGACUACAAGAACUACCUGCACCAGUGGACGUGCCUGCCCGACCAGAACGAUGUCAUGCACGCUCGGCAGGCCUACGACCUCCAGAGCGACAACAUUUAUAAAUCAGAUCUCCAGUGGCUGAGAGGCAUUGGCUGGGUCCCCAUUGGGUCUGUGGAUGUGGUCAGGUGCAAGAGAGCUGCAGAGAUACUGAGUGACAACACCUACCGCCAGUAUCCAGACAAGCUGAAGUUUACCAGUGUGGCUGAUUCCCUGGAACAGGUGCUGGCCAAGAACAACACCAUCACUAUGAACAAGCGCUUAUACACAGAAGCCUGGGACAAUGACAAGACCCAAAUCCACAUGAUGCCUGAUACACCUGAAAUUAUGUUGGCGAGACAAAAUAAAAUAAAUUAUAGUGAGAACCUCUAUCGCCAGGCCAUGGAAGAAGCCAAGAAAGAAGGCUAUGACUUAAGAAGUGACGCCAUUCCCAUCGUGGCUGCCAAGGCCUCCCGGGAUAUUGCCAGUGACUACAAAUACAAAGAAACUUAUCGUAAGCAGUUGGGUCACCAUAUUGGUGCCCGGGUGAUACAUGAUGACCCCAAGAUGAUGUGGUCCCUCCACGUUGCCAAAAUGCAGAGUGACCGUGAGUACAAGAAAGAUUUUGAAAAAUAUAAGACCAGGUUCAGCAGCCCAGUGGACACGCUUGGUAUCGUUUUGGCCAAGAAAUGUCAGACCUUGGUCAGUGAUGUGGACUAUAAACAUCCUCUGCAUGAGUGGACCUGCCUGCCCGACCAGAGUGAUGUCAUCCAUGCUCGGAAAGCUUAUGACCUCCAGAGUGAUAAUUUGUAUAAGUCAGACCUUGAGUGGAUGAAAGGCAUUGGCUGGGUUCCAAUUGGCUCCGUGGAAAUAGUUAAAGCCAAGAGGGCCGGAGAGAUACUGAGUGAUAACAUCUACCGCCAGCGUCCAGACACACUGAAAUUUACCAGCAUAACUGACUCUCUGGAGCAGGUGCUGGCAAAGAACAAUGCGAUAAACAUGAGUAAGCACUUAUAUACUGAAGCCUGGGACAAUGACAAGAAAACAAUCCAUGUCAUGCCUGAUACACCAGAAAUCAUGCUAGCCAAACUCAACCGAAUAAACUACAGUGAUAAACUCUAUAAACUUGCUUUGGAAGAGUCAAAGAAGGAAGGCUAUGACUUGCGCGUGGAUGCCAUUCCAAUCCAAGCAGCCAAGGCAUCAAGAAAUAUUGCUAGUGAUUACAAGUACAAGGAAGGCUACCGCAACCAGCUUGGCCACCACAUUGGGGCCCGAAAUGUUAAGGAUGACACCAAGAUGAUGUGGUCCAUCCACAUGGCCAAGAUCCAGAGUGACCGGCAGUACAAGAUGGACUUUGAGAAGUGGAAGACCAAGUUCAGUAGCCCAGUGGACAUGCUGGGAGUGGUGCUGGCCAAGAAGUGCCAGAUCCUUGUAAGCAACAUAGACUACAAGAAACCACUUCAUGAAUGGACCUGUCUGCCUGAUCAGAAUGACAUCAUUCAGGCUCGGAAGGCCUAUGACCUUCAGAGUGAUGCUAUUUACAAGGCUGAUCGUGAGUGGCUGAGAGGCAUUGGGUGGGUGCCCAUUGGCUCUAUGGAGGUCGAGAAUGUGAAGAGAGCGGGAGAAAUCCUGAGUGACAGGAAGUACCGCCAGCCCGCAGACCAGCUCAAGUUCACAUCCAUUACAGACACCCCAGAGAUUGUCCUGGCAAAGAAUAAUGCCCUGACCAUGAGCAAGCAUUUAUAUACAGAAGCCUGGGAUACUGACAAAACCUCCAUCCACGUGAUGCCGGACACCCCAGAAAUCAUGCUGGCCAAGAGCAAUUCUGCCAAUAUCAGCCAAAAACUUUACACCAAGGGAUGGGAUGAAUCAAAGAUGAAGGACUAUGAUCUGAGAGCUGAUGCUAUUCCCAUCAAGAGUGCCAAGGCCUCGAGGGACAUUGCCAGUGACUACAAAUACAAAGAAGCAUAUGAGAAACAGAAAGGCCACCACAUUGGAGCCCGGAGCGUUGAAGAUGACCCCAAGAUUAUGUGUGCCAUACAUGCAGGGAAGAUUCAAAGUGAAAGAGAGUAUAAGAAGGAUUUCCAGAAGUGGAAGACCAAGUUCAGUAGCCCAGUGGACAUGUUAGGCAUCUUGCUAGCCAAGAAAUGUCAGAUUCUGGUCAGUGACGUUGAUUAUCGAAAUUACCUGCAUCACUGGACGUGCUUACCUGAUCAAAACGACAUUAUCCAAGCAAGGAAGGCCUAUGAACUACAGAGUGAUAAUGUGUACAAAGCAGACCUGGAGUGGCUGCGUGGCAUUGGCUGGAGGCCAGAAGGCUCAGUAGAAAUGACCAGGGUGAAGGGUGCUCAAGACCUGCUGAAUGAAAGACUCUACAGGACACGCCCAGAAGCCUUGAAAUUCACUUCCAUUGUCGACACGCCAGCGGUUGUCCUGGCAAAAGCCAAUUCUCUGCAAAUGAGUGAGAAACUGUAUCAAGAAGCCUGGAAUAAAGAUAAAAGCAACAUAAGCAUUCCUUCUGACAUGCCAGUCAUACUGCAGGCCCAAAUCAAUGCCAUGCAAAUCAGCAAUAAACUCUACCAGAAAGACUGGGAUGAGGCCAAGCAGAAAGGCUAUGACUUGAGAGCAGAUGCCAUUGAAAUCAAGCAUGCCAAAGCCUCCAGAGAAAUUGCCAGUGAGUACAAAUACAAAGAAGGUUACCGUAAGCAACUGGGCCACCACGUGGGUUUCCGCAGCCUACAAGAUGACCCCAAAUUGGUAUGGUCUAUACAUGCUGCCAAGAUCCAGAGUGACAUAGAAUACAAGAAAGCUUAUGAGAAGUCUAAAGAAAUCCACAGUACACCGUUGGACAUGAUGUCCAUUGUUCAGGCCAAGAAAUGCCAGGUCCUGGUUAGCGACAUUGAUUAUCGCAAUUAUCUGCACCAGUGGACGUGUCUGCCAGACCAGAAUGAUGUGAUCCAGGCGAAGAAAGCCUACAAACUGCAGAGCGAUAACACGUACAAAUCAGACCUGGAAUGGCUGAAGGGUAUUGGAUGGUUGCCAGAGGGUUCCGUGGACGUGAUGAGAGUAAAGAAUGCCCAGAAUCUCCUGAAUGAAAGGUUGUAUCGCACAAGGCCUGAGGCCCUCAAAUUUACCAGCAUUGCUGAUACCCCUGAAGUUAUUCUGGCAAAGAUCAAUGCUGUACAGAUCAGUGAGCCAUUGUAUCGUGAUGCCUGGGACAAAGAGAAGGCAAAUGUGAAUGUACCAGCUGACACUCCAUUGAUGCUGCAGUCCAAGAUCAACACCAUGCAGAUCAGCAACAAACAGUAUCAGCAAGCUUGGGAAGAUGUCAAGAUGACCGGCUAUGACCUGAGAGCAGAUGCCAUCGGGAUCCGGCAUGCCAAGGCUUCCAGGGAUAUUGCCAGUGAUUAUCUAUACAAAACUGCUUACGAGAAACAGAAGGGUCAUUACAUUGGGUGUCGCAAUGCCAAGGAAGAUCCUAAACUGGUCUGGGCAGCAAAUGUGUUGAAGAUGCAGAAUGACAGGCUGUACAAAAAGGCCUACAAUGACCACAAGGCCAAGAUCACCAUCCCGACAGACAUGGUGUCCAUCAAUGCUGCCAAAGAAGGCCAGGCAUUAGCAAGCGAUAUGGACUAUCGCCACUACCUACACCAGUGGUCUUGCUUUCCUGACCAGAAUGAUGUGAUCCAAGCCAGGAAAGCCUAUGACCUGCAGAGUGAUGCCAUCUAUAAGGCUGACUUGGAGUGGCUGCGUGGCAUCGGCUGGGUGCCCAUAGGGUCUCCCGAAGUACUGAGAGUGAAAAAUGCCCAACAUAUCCUACAAGACAGUGUCUAUCGGACACCUGUGGUGAAACUCAAGUACACAAGUAUCGUUGACACACCUGAAGUUAUCCUUGCUAAAUCAAAUGCUGAAAAUAUUAGUAUUCCAAAGUACAGAGAAGCUUGGGACAUGGAUAAAACUUCAAUCCACAUAAUGCCAGAUACUCCAGAAAUUAAUCUUGCUAGAGCCAACGCUCUUAAUGUGAGCAAUAAAAUUUACCGCGAAGGUUGGGAUGCGAUGAAGAUGAGCUGUGAUGUACGGCUGGAUGCCAUCCCCAUCCAGGCCGCCAAGGCCUCCAGGGAGAUCGCCAGUGAUUAUAAAUACAAGCUUGACCAUGAGAAGCAGAAGGGACACUACAUGGGUACCCUCACAGCCAGGGAUGACAACAAGAUCCACUGGGCCCUCAUAGCUGGCAAGAUUCAGAAUGAAAGAGAAUACCGGCUGCACUGGGCCAAAUGGAAGUCUAAGUUCCAGAGCCCUCCGGAUAUGCUUUCCAUCACGCACUCUAAACAUUGCCAGGCUCUGGUCAGCGACAUUGAUUAUCGCAAUUACCUGCACCAAUGGAUGUGCAUGCCUGACCAGCGCGACGUGAUUCAGGCCAGGAAAGCCUACGAUCUGCAAAGCGAUGCUAUUUACAAGGCUGACUUGGAAUGGUUACGUGGGAUCGGCUGGAUGCCAAAUGACUCUGUUUCUGUCAAUCAUGCCAAGCACGCUGCAGAUAUCUUCAGUGAGAAAAAAUAUCGCACAAAAAUAGAAACUCUCAACUUUACUCCCGUGGAUGACAGAGUUGAUUAUGUGACAGCAAAACAAAGUGGUGAAAUCCUAAAUGAUAUUAAAUACCGAAAAGAUUGGAAUGACACCAAAUCAAAGUACACCCUCACAGAAACCCCUCAGCUGCACGCUGCCCAGGAGGCAGCCCGAAUACUGGACCAGUAUCUCUACAAGGAAAGCUGGGAGAAACAGAAAGCCACCAGUUACAUUUUGCCUCCGGACGCUGUACCGUUUGUUCAUGCCCAUCACUCUAGUGACGUUCAGAGCGAGCUGAAAUACAAAGCUGACCAUGUCAAGCAGAAAGGUCAUUAUGUUGGUGUCCCGACGAUGAGAGAUGAUCCUAAACUGGUUUGGUUCGAGCACGCAGGCCAGAUUCAGAACGACAGACUAUACAAAGAGCACUAUCAUAAAACAAAGGGCAGAAUCAAUAUACCUCCUGAUAUGGUGUCGGUGUUGGCGGCCAAGGAGGGGCAGGCCCUUGUCAGUGAUAUUGAUUACCGCAAUUACCUGCACCAAUGGAUGUGUCACCCUGACCAAAAUGAUGUUAUUCAGGCAAGGAAGGCCUAUGACCUACAAAGCGAUAAUGUCUACAAAGCUGACCUGGAGUGGCUCCGAGGCAUUGGUUGGAUCCCCCUGGAUUCUGUAGACCAUGUGAGGGUUACCAAGAACCAGGAAAUGGUGACUCAGAUAAAAUAUAAGAAAGAUGCUCUUGCCAACUAUCCUAACUUUACAAGCGUGGUGGAUCCUCCAGAGAUUGUUCUGGCCAAGAUUAACUCAGUCAAUCAAAGUGAUGUAAAAUAUAAAGAAACAUUUAAUAAAUUAAUAAAGGGCAAGUAUACCUUUUCUCCAGAUACACCAUAUAUCACCCAUUCCAAAGACAUGGGAAAACUCUACAGUACCAUACUGUAUAAAGGAGCGUGGGAGGGAACCAAGGCCUAUGGCUACACCUUGGACGAACGCUAUAUUCCCAUUGUUGGAGCCAAGCAUGCCGACUUUGUGAACAGUGAGCUUAAAUACAAAGAGACCUAUGAGAAGCUGAAGGGUCACUACCUGGCUGGAAAAGAAAUCAGUGAGUUCCCCAACGUGGUUCACAGUCUGGAUUUCCAAAAGAUGAGGAGUGCGUUGAACUACAGAAGACAUUAUGAGGACACCAAAGCAAAUGUUCAUAUCCCCAAUGAUAUGAUGAAUCAUGUGCUGGCUAAAAGGUGCCAGUACAUCCUCAGUGACCUGGAGUACCGACACUACUUCCACCACUGGACAUCUCUUCCAGAAGAACCCAAUGUUAUUCGGGUCCAAAACGCGCAGGAGAUCUUGAGUGAUAAUGUGUAUAAAAGUGACUUGAAUUGGCUGAAAGGCAUUGGAUGCUACGUUUGGGAUACACCCCAGAUCCUCCAUGCCAAGAAAUCAUAUGACCUCCAGAGUCAGAUACAAUACACGGCAGCAGGUAAAGAAAAUCUUAAAAAUUAUAACCUGGUCACAGAUACACCGCUUUACGUGACUGCUCUUCAAAGCGGCAUUAAUGCCAGUGAGGUGAAAUAUAAAGAAAAUUAUCAUCAGAUUAAAGACAAAUAUACGACAGUUCUAGAAACGGUGGAUUAUGACAGAACCAAGAAUCUGAAGGAUCUGUAUAGCAGUAACCUGUACAAGGAGGCCUGGGAUAAAGUGAAAGCCACCAGCUAUACCCUGCCUUCCAACACCGUGUCCCUGACACACGUCAAGAACCAGAAGCAUCUGGCCAGCCAUAGCAAAUAUCGGGAAGAAUAUGAAAAGUUCAAAGCUCUUUAUACUUUACCCAAAAGUGUUGAAGAUGAUCUGAACACAGCACGGUGCCUCCGAGUUGGCAAGUUUAACAUCGAUCGCCUUUACAGAUCCGUUUAUGAGAAGAACAAGAUGAAAAUCCACAUGGUGCCCGACAUGGUAGAGAUGGUUACCGCUAAGGAUUCUCAGAAGAAAGUCAGCGAGAUCGAUUACCGCCUUCACCUCCACGAGUGGACCUGCCACCCCGACUUGCAAGUCAACAGUCACGUCAGGAAGGUCACAGACGAGAUCAGCAAUAUUGUGUACAAGGAUGAUCUCAACUGGCUGAAAGGCACUGGUUGCUACGUCUGGGACACUCCUGAGAUUCUCCACGCCAAGCAUGCUUACAAUCUACGCGAUGAUAUCAAGUACAAAGCUCACGCGCAGAAAACAAGGAAUAACUACAAGUUGGUCACUGACACUCCCAUCUAUGUUCAGGCUGUCCAAAGUGGGAAACAACUAAGUGACGCCGUCUACCACCAUGACUACGUGCACAGCGUCAGAGGCAAAGUGGCUCCAACCACAAAAACUCUGGAUCUGGACCGGGCCCUUCAUGCACACAAGCUCCAGAGUGAGAAUCUGUACCGAAGACCUGGCCUGCACUCCCUGCCCACUGGAUAUAGGCUUCCGGUUGACACCCCUCACUUCAAACACACCAAGGGCACCCGAUACAUGAGCAGCUAUUUCAAGUACAAAGAAGUUUAUGAACACAUGAAGGCAAAUGGGUAUACCCUUGGACCCAAUGACGUCCCAUUUGUCAAUGUCCGAAGGGUCAACAACGUUACCAGCGAGAGACUGUAUCGACAGUUGUACCACAAACUAAAAGACAAGAUCCACACAACUCCCGACACGCCUGAAAUCCGCCAAGUCAGGAAGACACAAGAGGCUGUCAGCGAAUUGAUUUACAAAUCAGACUUCUUCAAGAUGCAAGGCCACAUGAUCUCUCUGCCAUACACACCCCAAGUGCUCCAUUGCCGCUACGUGGGAGACAUCACCAGUGAUAUUAAAUACAAAGAAGAUUUGCAGAUCCUGAGGGGACUGGGCUGCUUCCUGUAUGACACUCCUGACAUGGUCCGCUCCCGGCACCUGCGGAAGCUCUGGUCUAAUUACCUAUACACCGAUAAUGCAAGGAAGAUGCGAGACAAAUACAAAGUGGUGCUUGACACUCCAGAAUACAGAAAAGUGCAGGAAUUGAAGACACAUCUGAGUGAACUGGUGUACAAAGCUGCAGGCAAGAAGCAGAAGUCAAUCUUCACUUCAGUUCCUGAUACUCCUGAUCUUAUAAGAGCCAAGCGAGGGCAGAAGCUUCAGAGCCAGUAUCUGUAUGUUGAACUUGCCACCAAAGAGAGACCACAUCAUCAUGCUGGAAACCAGACCACAGCCUUGAAGCAUGCUAAAGACGUGAAGGACAUGGUCAGUGAGAAAAAGUACAAAAUUCAAUACGAAAAGAUGAAGGACAAGUACACUCCAGUUCCAGACACGCCAAUCCUCAUCAGAGCCAAGAAGGCUUACUGGAAUGCCAGUGAUCUACGCUAUAAAGAAACAUUUCAAAAGACCAAAGGGAAAUACCACACUGUGAAGGAUGCUCUAGACAUCGUUUAUCAUCGCACAGUCACAGACCACAUCAGUAAAAUAAAAUACAAGGAGAACUACAUGAGCCAGCUGGGAAUCUGGAGGUCCAUUCCUGAUCGCCCUGAGCAUUUCCACCAUCGAGCAGUCACUGAUGCAGUCAGUGAUGUAAAAUAUAAAGAAGAUUUGACCUGGCUUAAAGGCAUCGGUUGCUAUGCCUUUGAUACCCCCGACUUCACUCUGGCUGAAAAGAACAAGACUCUCUACAGCAAGUAUAAGUAUAAAGAGGUAUUUGAAAGGACGAAGUCAGAUUUCAAGUAUGUUGCUGAUUGUCCAAUCAAUAGGCAUUUCAAGUUUGCAACUCAAUUGAUGAAUGAGAAAAAAUACAGAGCUGAUUAUGAGCAGCGGAAAGAUAAAUACCACCUGGUAGUGGAUGAACCUAGACAUCUGCUGGCUAAGAUCGCAGGCGACCAGAUCAGUCAGAGAAAAUAUAAAUCUAGUGCCAAGAUGCUUCUGAAACAAGGAUGUAAUGAAAUUCUGCGUCCAGAUAUGUUGACUGCCCUCUACAACACAUACAUGUGGAGCCAGAUCAAGUACAGGAAAAAUUAUGAAGAAACAAAGGACAAGUUUACCUCAGUUGUGGAUACUCCAGAACACCUGCGUACUACAAAAGUCAACAAACAAAUUAGUGAUAUACUGUAUAAGUUGGAAUACAACAAGGCCAGACCCAGAGGCUACACCACAAUCCACGACACGCCCAUGUUGCUGCAUGUCCAAAAGGUCAAAGAUGAAGUCAGUGAUCUGAAAUACAAAGAAGUUUACCAGAGAACUAAGUCCAACUGUACUAUUGAGCCUGAUGCUGUUCAUAUCAAAGCAGCCAAGGAUGCCUACAAAGUCAACACCAAUCUGGAUUACAAGAAGCAGUAUGAAGCCAACAAAGCCCACUGGAGAUGGAUCCCUGACCGACCGGACUUCAUCCAGGCCGCCAAGUCAUCCCUACAGCAAAGCGAUUUUGAAUACAAGCUGGACCGGGAGUUCCUCAAGGGUUGCAAGCUUUCUGUCACUGAUGAUAAAGACAUGGUGCUGGCCCUGAAGAAUUCUAUAAUAGAAAGUGAUCUGAAAUACAAACAGAAACAUGUCAAGGAAAGAGGAACCUACCAUGCCGUGCCCGAUACGCCUCAGAUCCUCCUGGCAAAGGCAGUCAGCAAUCUGGUGUCCGAGAACAAGUACAAGCGGCAUGUGAAGAAGCACUUGGCUCAGGGCUCAUACACAACACUGCCGGAGACGCGGGACACCAUUCAUGUCAAGGAAGUGACCAGGAACGUCAGUGAUACAAAUUACAAGGAGAAGUUUGUCAAGGAGAAAGGAAAAUCCAACUACUCCAUCAUGCUGGAGCCCCCAGAGGUGAAACACGCUAUGGAGGUGGCCAAGAAGCAGAGUAAUGUCACUUACAAAAAAGAUGCUAAAGAAAACCUGCAUUACACAACAGUGGCCGAUCGGCCAGACAUCAAGAAGGCCACACAGGCAGCCAAACAGGCCAGCGAGGUGGAGUACAGAGCCAAGCACCGCAAGGAAGGCAGCCACGGGCUAAGCAUACUUGGUCGCCCAGACAUUGAAAUGGCCAAGAAGGCAGCCAAGCUGAGCAGCCAGAUUAAAUACCGAGAAAAUUUCAACAAAGAGAAGGGCAAGAGACCAAAAUACAAUCCAAGAGACAGCCAGCUCUUCAAAAUCAUGAAAGAUGCUAAUAAUCUCACAAGUGAGGUUAAGUAUAAGGCUGACUUGAAGAAACUUCACAAACCUGUGACUGACAUGAAGGAAUCUUUGAUAAUGAAUCAUGUCUUGAAUACAAGCCAACUCGCCAGUUCUUACCAGUACAAGAAGAACUAUGAGAAGAGUAAAGGCCACUACCACACAAUACCUGACAAUCUGGAGCAGCUUCAUCUAAAAGAGGCCACAGAAUUACAGAGUAUAGUGAAAUACAAAGAAAAGUAUGAAAAGGAACGAGGAAAGCCCAUGUUGGACUUUGAAACACCAACAUACAUCACUGCCAAAGAGUCUCAGCAGAUGCAGAGUGGGAAAGAAUAUAAGAAAGAUUAUGAAGAGUCCAUUAAAGGCAGAAACCUGAUUGGCCUGGAGGUCACGCCAGCUUUAUUACAUGUCAAAUAUGCAACCAAAAUAGCCAGCGAGAAAGAGUACAAGAAAGAUCUAGAGGAAAGCAUCCGUGGGAAGGGUCUCAGUGAAAUGGAAGAUACGCCCGACAUGCUAAGAGCAAAGAAUGCCACUCAGAUCCUCAAUGAGAAAGAAUAUAAGAGAGACCUGGAGCUGGAAGUCAAAGGAAGAGGCCUGAAUGCCAUGGCCAAUGAAACUCCUGACUUCCUCAGAGCCAGGAAUGCUACAGAUAUUGCCAGUCAGAUUAAGUAUAAGCAAUCAGCAGAAAUGGAAAAAGCCAAUUUUACUUCUGUGGUUGAUACUCCGGAGAUCAUUCAUGCCCAACAAGUCAAGAACCUUUCAAGCCAGAAAAAGUACAAGGAAGAUGCAGAGAAGUGCAUGUCAUAUUAUGAGACCGUUUUGGACACCCCAGAGAUGCAGAGGAUCCGGGAGAACCAAAAGAACUUCAGCCUUCUUCAAUACCAGUGUGACCUUAAAAACAAUAAAGGAAAAAUUACAGUUGUUCAAGACACGCCAGAAAUACUGCGUGUUAAAGAAAAUCAAAAGAAUUUCAGCUCGGUUUUAUAUAAAGAAGAUGUCUCACCAGGAACGGCGAUUGGAAAGACACCUGAGAUGAUGAGAGUGAAGCAAACCCAGGACCAUAUUAGCUCGGUGAAGUAUAAGGAGGCGGUUGGACAAGGAACCCCCAUCCCAGACCUGCCUGAAGUGAAGCGCGUCAAGGAGACACAGAAGCACAUCAGCUCGGUUUUGUACAAAGAAAACUUGGGAACAGGCAUUCCAACCCCUGUCACUCCAGAGAUUGAGAGAGUCAAACGCAAUCAAGAGAACUUUAGCUCGGUUUUGUACAAAGAAAAUCUGGGGAAAGGAACCCCAACCCCUGUCACUCCAGAGAUGGAGAGAGUCAAACGCAAUCAAGAGAACUUUAGCUCGAUUCUGUACAAAGAGAACUUGAGCAAGGGGACUCCUCUCCCUGUCACUCCCGAGAUGGAGCGGGUCAAGCACAACCAGGAGAACUUUAGCUCGGUGUUGUAUAAAGAAAACAUCGGGAAAGGGAUUCCAGUUCCCAUCACUCCAGAGAUGGAGAGGGUCAAACACAAUCAAGAAAACUUUAGUUCGGUGCUAUACAAAGAAAACCUGGGCACAGGAAUCCCAAUCUCCAUCACUCCAGAGAUGCAGAGAGUCAAACUCAAUCAAAAGAACCUUAGCUCGGUGUUAUACAAAGAAAACAUGGGCAAGGGAACCUCUUUACCUGUCACUCCAGAGAUGGAGAGAGUCAAACACAAUCAAGAAAAUAUUAGCUCGGUUUUGUACAAAGAAAAUGUGGGGAAAGGCACCCCAAUCCUUGUCACUCCAGAGAUGCAGAGAGUCAAACGCAAUCAAGAGAACAUUAGCUCGGUGUUAUACAAAGAGAACCUGGGGAAAGCUACCCCCGCACUCUUUACUCCCGAGAUGGAAAGAGUCAAACGCAAUCAAGAAAACGUUAGCUCGGUAUUGUACAAAGAGAAUAUGAGAAAAGCAACUCCGACACCGGUCACUCCAGAGAUGGAGAGAGCUAAGCGCAACCAAGAAAACAUUAGCUCGGUGCUUUAUUCUGAUAGCUUCCGGAAACAAAUACAAGGCAAAGCUGCCUAUGUCUUGGACACGCCAGAGAUGAGACGGGUGAGGGAGACCCAACGCCACAUCUCAACGGUGAAAUAUCAUGAAGACUUCGAGAAACACAAGGGUUGCUUCACACCAGUGGUGACAGACCCCAUCACUGAACGAGUAAAGAAAAACACACAGGACUUCAGUGACAUUAACUACCGAGGUAUUCAGAGAAAAGUGGUAGAAAUGGAACAAAAACGGAAUGACCAGGAUCAGGAAACUACUACAGGUUUACGUGUCUGGCGUACAAAUCCUGGCUCAGUUUUUGACUAUGAUCCAGCAGAAGACAACAUUCAGUCCCGAAGCUUACACAUGAUUAAUGCACAAGCUCAGCGCCGGAGCCGGGAGCAGUCUCGAUCUGCCAGCGCGCUGAGCGUCAGCGGCGGAGAGGAGAAGUCCGAGCAUUCAGAAGGUGCCCACCUCUCCACCUACAGCGACGGGGGCGUCUUCUUCUCUGCAACCUCACCAGCUUACAAACAUGCUAAAACCACAGAGCUCCCACAGCAACGAUCAUCUUCAGUUGCUACCCAGCAGACAACGGUAUCCUCCAUCCCAUCUCAUCCAUCUACUGCUGGAAAAAUCUUCCGUGCCAUGUAUGACUAUAUAGCUGCAGAUGCAGAUGAGGUGUCCUUCAAAGAUGGAGAUGCCAUUGUAAACGUUCAAGCUGUUGAUGAAGGUUGGAUGUAUGGCACCGUGCAGAGGACUGGCAGGACCGGCAUGCUCCCAGCCAACUAUGUUGAAGCUAUUUAGGAACUUCAAAGCACUGCACCUGUCUACAGCACCUACAAAUCUUGCCGUCAGUAUUUCAGUUUAGACUCGCCACUAUUCCCCGAGUUCUGAAGCUGCCUAGUGGUUUUUGUGUCAAUAUGAUUCAUGGUUGUACCAUCCCUUAACUUGUUUCUAUAU
This is a messenger RNA of Eubalaena glacialis (North Atlantic right whale), 24276 nucleotides long. RefSeq names its product nebulin (gene NEB). Gene Ontology annotation, biological process: cardiac muscle thin filament assembly. Bases 103 to 24120 code for a protein of 8005 amino acids. The transcript has 169 exons. Gene Ontology annotation, molecular function: actin filament binding. Lineage: Eukaryota; Metazoa; Chordata; Mammalia; Artiodactyla; Balaenidae. Gene Ontology annotation, cellular component: Z disc. The record is from RefSeq and is a predicted model, not a curated record.